This is a messenger RNA of Gossypium raimondii (Peruvian cotton), 1397 nucleotides long. RefSeq names its product glucan endo-1,3-beta-glucosidase 14. The coding region runs from base 85 to 1296 and encodes 403 amino acids. Gene Ontology annotation, molecular function: hydrolase activity, hydrolyzing O-glycosyl compounds. Gene Ontology annotation, cellular component: plasma membrane. Lineage: Eukaryota; Viridiplantae; Streptophyta; Magnoliopsida; Malvales; Malvaceae. The transcript has 3 exons. The record is from RefSeq and is a predicted model, not a curated record. Gene Ontology annotation, biological process: carbohydrate metabolic process.
GCCUGCAUUAACAAGUCUUGCCUUUCUUUUUGCUAUAGUUUUUAAGUCAUCAAAGACUGGACCAACCCCACCUCUUUUCUACAAAUGGAAUGCACAUCCUCCGUUUAUCUUCCUACAUUUCAUAUGGGUUCUUCUAUCUUUCUCUGGCUCUUCCUCAUCUUCUCUGUCAUAUUCUCUCCUGUUUCAGCUAAACAUUCAGUCACAUGGACCUAUGGAGUAAACUAUGGCAGAAUAGCAAACAACCUACCACAACCAGAAAGCGUGGUGACGCUUCUAAAAGCUGCAAAGAUAAACCACAUUCGAAUCUACGACGCAGAUCACGGAGUUCUCCAGGCCUUUAAAGGGUCCGGGAUAGAAAUUAUAAUUGGACUUCCCAAUGAAUAUUUAAAAGAAAUAAGUAUAGGUGAGGACCGUGCCAUGAAUUGGGUACAAGAAAACGUACAGGCAUUCCUUCCCGAUACUCGAAUCCGAGGAAUAGCCGUCGGCAAUGAGAUAUUGGGAGGGACAACUAUAGAACUUUGGGAGGUCUUAUUACCAGCAGCAAAGAAUGUUUAUAGUGCUCUAUACAGAUUGGGUUUACAGCAUACUGUUGAGGUUUCAAGUCCACAUUCAGAAGCUGUAUUUGCCAAUUCUUUCCCACCAUCAGCUUGCAUCUUCAGACCCGAUGUUGCUCCUUUCAUGAAGCCACUAUUGGAGUUUUUCUCACAGAUUGGCUCUCCGUUUUAUAUAAACGCAUAUCCAUUCCUAGCCUACAAGAAUGACCCUCAACACAUCGACAUUAACUACGCAUUAUUCAAAGAUAAUCGCGGGAUUUACGAUGCAAAAACGAAGCUACAUUACGAUAACAUGUUUGAAGCUCAGGUAGAUGCAGCCUAUGCAGCAUUGGACAAAGCUGGUUUCAACAAGAUGCAAGUCAUUGUUUCUGAAACCGGUUGGGCUUCGCAUGGGGAUCCUGAUGAAGCUGGUGCAAACGUGAAGAACGCAAGGACUUACAACCGGAACCUGCGUAAACUAUUGGGUAAGAAGAAGGGAACCCCAUUUAGGCCAAAGAUGGUGAUCAAGGCUUAUGUUUUUGCAUUGUUCAAUGAAAAUUUAAAGCCUGGGCCAACAUCCGAGAGAAACUUUGGAUUGUUCAAACCUGAUGGAAGCAUUGCGUAUGAUGUUGGGUUCACUGGACUGGUGCCUUCUGCAGCACCACCCUCCAUACUUGUCUCUUUUAAGGAAAUUGCGGGGCAGGGUUGGUUAAGAUGGUCUUAUUUAUUGGUUUCCACGGCUUGGGCUGUUGUUUUACUCUAGUCUUUUAGGAUUAUCAACAUUAUUUACUAACUUUGGAUUCUUUGUAUAGAGAAGUUCUUAUCCGACCAAGUUUACUCAACAAUAAAACUUCUAUUUCUCAA